Molecule: messenger RNA, 781 nt
Organism: Acipenser ruthenus (sterlet)
Lineage: Eukaryota; Metazoa; Chordata; Actinopteri; Acipenseriformes; Acipenseridae
Product: piercer of microtubule wall 1 protein-like
Exons: 3
Coding region: 136-540 (134 amino acids)
Biological process (GO): axoneme assembly
Cellular component (GO): axonemal microtubule
Source: RefSeq, a predicted model, not a curated record
GUAUCCUAGCAACUGAAUGUUUGUUACAUUGAAACACACUACUUAAGGACUACACGAUUGUGUUUCAUUUGAGAAAGAAUCCUAGCUACAUAAUACAAUAUUGUUAAGUAAUUUUCAUUUUCAGGUCCAGAAAGAAUGACAGAGCUAGGUUUGGAAAAUACAGCGGCAACAGAUCCCGGUGCUAACAAAGAAUCGCUUACCAGCGAUUUUUACAAAGUGAAUCCUAAUUUACCCAGAAGAUUUGAACACCCGGACUGGUUUAAAGCAUACAGAGAACAGCCACCCCAUCCACUAUACAGGACCACAAAUCAAACCUAUGGGAGCAAAAAACCAACUGUACACGAAAUGCCUAUAAAUUUUUUUGCAAACAGUCGGCAGUUUUCUGAAUACAACGGGAAAUGUGGAAUGUAUAGAAAUAAUGGCUUCAACACGCACAUCGAGAAGAGCUUUGUCAACGGAUCAGACAACCUGAUUACAUUCCAGGACAGACUUAACUUUCAUAAAUCUUAUAAUAUGAGUGGGCCAUCUCACACUGGAUAGAAAGGAAAAUACCUCAGCUAUAAAAAAGUGCAAACUUAAUUUAUUUAUAGUACUGCCUUGUUUCUGCUGAACACAAUACAACAACACGUCAGUUCUAGAUCAAUACAAUUCUGAAUAGUAGUAAAUAUUAUUUCAACUGUUAACUUUUAUAACAGGACAAAGGAAACAGUGCACAAUAUUGUAGAAUUCUUGAAGUCUGUGUUAAACAAAUGUUAUACAAAUCUGAUACAAUAAAACUGAU